AUGUCACAUCGAGGAGCUGUUGCAGCAGAACCUAGAAAGUGCCCCCAAGUCAAUAUUGCAAGACUUUCCGAGAGCAAGGCUGCUUGUACCACAUCGUACAGGUACUACACUACCGCUCACAUUGAUUCUACUUCAUACUCUCUAUUCUGUUGCAGAUGCCAGUCGAUCAUUCAUGCCACCUGA
This is a messenger RNA of Sclerotinia sclerotiorum 1980 UF-70, 183 nucleotides long. RefSeq lists its product with no specific name. NCBI's taxonomy places the organism in Eukaryota, Fungi, Ascomycota, Leotiomycetes, Helotiales, Sclerotiniaceae. The transcript has a single exon. The record is from RefSeq and is a predicted model, not a curated record. The coding region runs from base 1 to 183 and encodes 60 amino acids.